AUGAUGGCAGUGGAGAACAAGACCCAGGCUUCAAAGGAGCAGCAGGAACCGAUUGUCCUCGAGAGUUUCCUGAAGUACGCCAAUGUGUUUUAUCUUUCAAUAGGAAUGCUGGCCUACGAUCAAAAGGACAAUGGCAAGAGGAGGAAGCUCCUGCUCCACUGGAUGUUUAUCGCCCAGAUAAUCAACCUGAACGCCGUGCUCUUGACGGAGCUAAUCUACGUAUUCCUGGCGAUCAGCAGGGGCAGCAACUUCCUGGAAGCCACCAUGAACCUUUCGUUUAUUGGAUUCGUGGUGGUUGGCGACCUCAAGAUCUGGCACAUCUGGCGGCAAAGGACGCAGCUCACCCAUGUAGUGCGCGAAUUGGAGACCCUGCACCCACAGACCGUCGAUCAGCAAAAGCCCUACGAUGUGGCAGUACACUUGGGCGGCUACAAACGCUACAGCGUCUUCUACUUUGGCAUGCAUCUGGUGCUGAUCUGGACAUACAACCUGUACUGGGCGGUCUACUACCUGGUCUGUGACUUCUGGCUGGAUCUGCGUCAGUUCAAGCGGAUGCUGCCCUACUACUGCUGGGUGCCCUGGGACUGGAGUACCGGUUCCAGCUACUAUUUCAUGUAUGUCUCACAGAACUUUGCCGGUCAGGCCUGCCUCUCGGGUCAGCUGGCAGCCGACUUGUUAAUGUGCGCCCUGGUCACCCUGCUGGUGAUGCACUUUACCCGCCUGGCCGGUCACAUCGAGAACUAUGUGGCGGGGCUGAGCACGCCCCAGCGGGAUCUGGAGUUCCUGCAAAAGGUGGUGGCCUACCACCAGCGACUGCUGCUGCUUUGUCAGGACAUCAAUGGGAUCUUUGGAGUGUCGCUGCUCUGUAACUUUGUGUCGUCAUCGUUUAUUAUAUGCUUUGUGGGCUUUCAAAUGACCAUUGGCGGCAAGAUCGACAACCUGGUGAUGCUCGUCCUCUUUAUCUUCUGCGCCAUGGUCCAGGUCUUCAUGAUUGCCAGCUAUGCCCAGCGUCUGCUUGAUGCGAGCGAGCACAUUGGCCAGGCUGUGUACAAUCACGAUUGGUUUCAUGCUGAUUUGCGCUACCGCAAAAUGCUUAUCCUUAUCGUCAAGAGGGCCCAGCGGCCCAGUCGCCUCAAGGCCACAAUUUUCCUAAGUGUGUCACUGGUCACCGUGUCGGAUCUCUUACAACUCUCGUACAAAUUCUUCGCACUCCUGCGCACCAUGUACGUGGAGUAG
Messenger RNA from Drosophila kikkawai, 1236 nucleotides. It is a transcript of the gene Or85d, whose product is annotated as Odorant receptor 85d. Gene Ontology annotation, cellular component: plasma membrane. Gene Ontology annotation, biological process: detection of chemical stimulus involved in sensory perception of smell; sensory perception of smell. The record is from RefSeq and is a predicted model, not a curated record. Gene Ontology annotation, molecular function: olfactory receptor activity; odorant binding. Lineage: Eukaryota; Metazoa; Arthropoda; Insecta; Diptera; Drosophilidae.